This is a messenger RNA of Lytechinus variegatus (green sea urchin), 4409 nucleotides long. RefSeq names its product casein kinase II subunit alpha-like. Gene Ontology annotation, biological process: protein phosphorylation. Gene Ontology annotation, cellular component: protein kinase CK2 complex; nucleus; cytosol. The record is from RefSeq and is a predicted model, not a curated record. Gene Ontology annotation, molecular function: ATP binding; protein serine/threonine kinase activity. Bases 644 to 1840 code for a protein of 398 amino acids. NCBI's taxonomy places the organism in Eukaryota, Metazoa, Echinodermata, Echinoidea, Temnopleuroida, Toxopneustidae. The transcript is spliced from 12 exons.
CGCUGCGCUGAUAAAAUAAUGGUGGUUCUGCUGUGAGAGGUCAUCUUUCGCCAUCUUGCGAGAAGCCGGGAAAUUCUAUGACAAUAUUGGAUGUGAAACUUAGUUGAAGAACAGUAGUUUGUGUAUAUUUAUUGAUAAAUCAACCCUUAAUUUUUGAGGUAUUUCUCGUGAACAGCAACGGGUUACAUCAUUGUAUUCGACUCGAAAAGUGGUAAAAUGAUCAGGCAGUGAAAGGCGGGGUGUGAAAUAAAUUUGCAGUUCUCAAAAGAGCGCACCAGGCCCAUUGACUAUUGCAUGGAUAUGUGGCUGUGUAGUGCUCCAGCACGAGGCCGUAAUGAGUGACAAGUUUUGUGCACAAAGUCUGGAGUAAAGAAGGGCGUGUUUCUGAAUAUUCUUCCUUAAUUUGGUCGAAAUUUGGCGUCAACCGAUAAUUCGUGCUUCUCGAGGAGCUUGGAGGCUUCUCAGAAGGAGUACAUUUGUACCUGUUUCAAGCUAUUCACAUUUUCUUGGGGUCAAUCCAAGCCCUACUGGCCGAGGAGGUCACCACCCAUUCAGUCCAUUUUCAUUUGUGCCAACUUUGUGUGGGCACAGUGCUGUAUGUUCCAGCCUGGCGAAUUUUGUAGAAAACAAGCCGAACUCCAAGAUGGCCAGCAUGAGCAGGGCGAGGGUUUAUGCUGACGUCAACUCUCAUAGACCUAGAGAAUACUGGGACUAUGAAUCACAUGUUGUUGAAUGGGGGCAACAGGAUGACUAUCAGAUCGUCAGGAAGCUGGGAAGGGGGAAGUACAGUGAGGUCUUUGAGGCAGUUAAUAUCACCAGCAAUGAAAAGUGUGUGAUCAAAAUCUUGAAGCCUGUAAAAAAGAAGAAAAUUAAGAGAGAAAUCAAGAUCCUGGAAAACCUAAGAGGAGGCCCUAACAUCAUAGCACUACAAGCCAUUGUCAAAGAUCCAGUGUCCCGGACCCCAGCUCUUAUAUUCGAGUAUGUCAACAACACAGAUUUCAAGCAACUUUACCAAACGUUAAAAGACUAUGAAAUCAGGUACUACCUGUUUGAACUUCUUAAGGCUUUAGAUUACAGUCACAGUAUGGGUAUCAUGCAUCGUGAUGUCAAACCACACAACGUCAUGAUAGAUCAUGAAAACAGACGGCUACGUUUGAUAGACUGGGGUUUAGCAGAGUUCUACCAUCCUGGCCAAGAGUACAAUGUCAGAGUAGCAUCAAGAUAUUUCAAAGGUCCAGAACUCCUAGUUGACUACCAGCUGUACGACUACUCACUAGACAUGUGGAGUCUGGGCUGUAUGCUAGCGAGUAUGAUAUUCCGCAAGGAACCUUUCUUCCACGGCCACGACAACUACGACCAACUUGUGAGGAUUACCAAAGUCCUUGGCACAGAUGAGCUCUAUGAGUACCUGGACAAGUAUCAGAUUGAACUGGAUCCGAGGUUCAAUGAUAUCUUAGGAAGGCAUUCACAUAAACGAUGGGAACGGUUUGUCCACAGUGAAAACCAGCAUCUAGUCAGUCCAGAGGCUCUUGAUUUCCUGGAUAAACUAUUACGUUAUGAUCACCAGGAGAGACACACUGCAAGGGAAGCCAUGGAACACCCUUACUUCUAUCCAGUUGUGAAGGAACAGAACAGAUCGAUGCCACCAGUCAUGAGUACGCAACCCAACACCUCAACUAGCGCCACAAAUUCAAGCAGCGCAUCAUCUGCUCGUAAAGCGAUCGACACGAAAGCACGGCCGUCCGGCACCAUCCCUGGAGCCCCCUUGAUUCCGACACCCACAGCCCAGACUGUCUCACCGAUACCCAACCCCAGCCCAGCAGCAGCAGUAGCACCAUAGAUCAGUAUCCUCUGGACAGUGGUUUAACCAAAACAUGGAGAAGGUGUUGGGGAGAGAGAGAGGGAGGGAGGGGGAGGAGGCAAGAUGGUGCUAGGUUGUGGGUCAACACUGAUACUUAUGUCUUGCUUUGGAGCUCAUUUUGACAGCUCCCGUUAUUGAUAUUUUUUCUACGGGAAAAUGUAAGGAUAGUUCUCGUACCCUAGUAUCUCUGUUGCACGAUCAGCAUUAUGGUUUAGAAGAUGAGCUCCUUCAUUCCCAUCACGAUCCCUUCCCAACAUUUGUUCCACGCUGAAAUUUUGAAAGAUCCAUUCUUUUGGCUACACCACUUCACAAUUGUUUCCAUCGUUGUACAUCCUUCCUUGCUUUUGCAAAGAAAACACUUAAAUUUAGAUCAAGAAUCCUUGAAGAAUGCAUUUAACUUUUUGUGUCUUUGAGAGUUGUUUGAUCUGCCAUGCCAAACAGCCUGGCCUGGGUUAUAUUCUGGGAUUCCUGAUUUUGACACAAGAGAACAACUAAUAUUGACAAGGGCAGCGCUCUCUACAUUGUUUCUCUUGAAGUUUAUAGCAAGAGGGCAUUACCAAUAUUUUUCUCUCAAAGUAGAGUAGAGUAGCAAGUGGGUUACAUGCACUUGUAGCGCAACUACAAAAUCCAAGCGAUUGAUUUGGUGAUUUUGAAUGUGAAUAGUCUGUGUCGAGAUAGGAAUCAAGUUUGUCCCUUCCUUUUUCAAUGUAUAUGGUGUGUAAGAAAUUAACAAGUUAUAUUUUAGAAUGAAAAGGAUAGGAGAUAAAACAAUGUAAAAGAUGUCGAUUGGUGGCAGUUUUCUUGAAAUCAAUGAUGCCCAUGGCAAGCUGUAAUUGCCUUGUAUAGUAGCAUUUAAAGUGGGCAUGACUGAUUUUAUACUAUUUCACUGACAGGCUGUGAGGCCUUUAACUUUGUUGUAUGAUUUUAAUGAAAAUUUUGAGGCAAGUUUUAAGUUAUGAUAUAAAGUUUGGGUUGUAUUUUAUCAUGAAUUUCCUAGAUACAGAAAAUGGAAAUCUGUUCUGUUUUUUUUUAAUAUGAUGACUCAUUCGUAUGUUUGUAUGUCUGAAUGUAGUGUGGGUACUGACUUCAUACCAAAUAUUGAGUACCGAAUGUCAAGCUUACAAUGGUUUAAAAAAAACCUGCAACAAAUUGGCGAAAGUUCAGUAACUGUUCAAAUUAUCAGUCUAAGAAUGUUUUAUAAUCUACCAGUAGAUAUUACAGUGAUGUUGAUAUAGGUAUUUGCUCAGACAAAUAAAAAAAAAAGUUGGGAUUCAUGUAAGGGGAUGACAGCAGAUAUAUCCAUUUUAUAUGGUCUUGAAGUAGUUUGUCUUCUUUUCAAAUAGUCCUGAUACCUCAUGUGCUGAACUCAUUUGGUUUCAUCAUUCUUGGUCUAAUUGUCAUUUACUUUAAUGCCCACAUUGUCUAAUUUCAAUUGGCAAUUUCAACCCAUGGAAAACCCUCAUUCACUGUAGCAUUAAAGCUUCCCCAAUUUUGCAGAUUUGAACAAAAAGGUUGUGAAAAGAAGCACCCAAAAAUGAUAAUCAAUGUUUUGCCUGACAGAGAUGCUGUCAUCUACCAUUGGGAAAUGAUGAAAAUAUAUGUAAGUGUUAUAAAUUGAUGGCAUUCCAUGUGAAAGAUGUAUUAAGCUCAUCUUGGAAAAUCUGCAAAUGGUAAUUCCCAAUUCAUAGAUUUUGUUUUAAUAAGACAUAGAGCUUGACAGUGGCCUAUUUUUUUAAGGCCAGGGCUAUUGUUUGUUGUUAGACAAAGAAGGAAGCCCUUGAUUUUUAUUUAACUCUUAUUUUCACAAACUUAGCUACACUCCUGCCUUUUACAGUGGCAUUUUUAUACAUAUUAAUCUUCUCCUGUUGAAAAUUUAUUAUAGCCCCUAAGAAAACUCAUUUUGUAACAGUGUUCUACAUAGGUGGUCAUUAUAGAACUUCAUUGUUACAGAAGCUGCUAUGGUGACUGGAAUGAAUACAGUUUAUUUAAAGAAGUGAAUUCCAUCACAUUUUUUAGAUCGUUAAUGCUAAAAAUUGUGAAACCUUGCUACAAUUGGGUACAAAUCUAUGAAGCGAUAUGUAAGAGAGUUUUCAUGAACCAUUGCGUGUUAUUUUAGUUCAGGCUAUGUUAACCCCCCCCCCCAAAAAAAAGUGAACUUGGUUUGAUUUAAUGUGGUGUAUACUUCCUCAUAAGGAGUACAAGUCUCCAUUUGUUACGCAACCAGUCGGGUAUAUGUAUCAUUGUGAGAUUUUUAUUAUACUAUGUAUUUAUGAAUCAAACCAUCAUUUGGGGGACAUGUACAGAUGAACUGAAUUUUGUAGAAUUCUAAGAUUGUAUAUUUUGUACCACUUUUCUUCUUCUUUUUUGUUUCUUUAAUUUCAACCAUGUCAGCUUCUGGUUUGAGAUUUUCAGUAUUCUCUAAUAUACUCUAAAAGAUGUCUACAACUAUUUCAAAGAGAAAUUUUACCUUUUGUGAGGGCUGAACUCUAAACCAUUUCAGACUAUUUCAAAGAGGAGAUCUCAAUAAAAUUCUGCCAUUUGUGAGGUU